Manis javanica (Malayan pangolin) is the source of this 2126-nucleotide messenger RNA. The record is from RefSeq and is a predicted model, not a curated record. Lineage: Eukaryota; Metazoa; Chordata; Mammalia; Pholidota; Manidae.
AUGUGUGUCCCGCCGCUUGACACCUGUGGCCCGGUUUGGAGGAGGCACUGUCCCCAACCCCUGAUCCUGAUCCUGCCGGAGGAGGCAGCGUCUGACUCAGGGCUGGACGUGGACCCCAGAGAUCUUGAAAUCCUCUCCCAGCCCACAGAGGCCAUUGUGGGAGCGGGACCCCACGUGGUUGCCUCACUCCUGGAGCAGGGCUCCACACUGGUGCUCCUUCUGGCCAAGCUGGCCAGGGUUGGGAAAGAGGGGUGCUCAACCCCCUUGGCAGGCCUGUUCCUGGGUGGGGCCAAGGCCACAGGCUGUACCACUCCAGCCCCGAGCAGCCUGCCUGCUCAGUUAGGGGCCUUGGGCAACAAGUUCCCACCCCAGCCCCCAGCCCCCUCCAGCAGUGCCGUUUGCAGUCGUCCUGGGCUGGGCCUCCGGCUACACAGACCAGCCGUGAGGGAGGGCUCCAGGCCGUCGCUGAACCGCAGCCUGGCCCCCAGCAUGCUGCUUGCCCUGGAGCGGGCUGUGGGGGUGGCUCACAGAUUGGGAUAUCCGUCCAGUUCCAAGCCAGAGCUCUUUCAGCUGGGCCCCUUACCCCCACCCCUCCUGCCUCCUUCCCAGGAGAGCCAGCUCAGCAUCCUGUCCCAGGGAGCUCCCCAGUGCCCCAACACUCCUGCCCAGGUGCCCACCUACAUCCCGGCUUGCCCACCACACUGCUCGGGACUCCCUGAACUUCCUGAACACCUCCACCGCAACCAGGCCCACGGCUCUGGGGGUAGGACCCCGUCAGUCCGGGGCCCCAGGAUUGUUGCGCAAGAGCUCUGCCCACAGGCUCCCUCGGUGGGAGGCCCCAGUCUGUGGGUGUGUGGCCGGGUGGCCCACUAUCAGCACCUGGAGGGCAGGGCCUGUACCCAGUUUGCCUUGCUGCCCACCCCCAGCCCCUGUGGCCAGUACAGGCCCGACCUGAGUGGGUGCGUCAGCGUUUGCUCACUUCUCAGCUGGCCUGAGAGAGGCACCGGGCUGACGAGCUCAGAGGAGGCUUUCGGGGACGGUGGGGCUGAGCUGGCCCCGGUGGCCUGGGAGGGCUCUCCUGGCAGGCGCACGGUGUGCGUCCGGCCCUGCUGGUGGAAGGAAGAUGAAGUCGUGGGGCUGUGGGGCUUACCCAAAGGCCGGCCAGGUCCCCCUGCCUGGCCCCUUCCACCUCCCAAAGUCUGCACCCUGCCAGCCAGGAUCAGCACCCCUGAGCCCAUGUCAGCUGCUGCUUCACCCUCUGAGAGGUUUGUGUGGAGCACCCUAAAACGUUCAUUCAUGCUGCAAACCUCCUUGCCAGCCACGACUCACGGUCCCGGCCCGGCCCCUCGGACCAGAAGGACUUACAGCGCUUACGGCAGCGGCUGUCCCGUGGCUGCCUCGGUGAUGUCGUGGGUUCAAGGGCUUCCCUGGGUCCGGGGCCCUGGAGUGGAGGGGGACGUGUUUGACCAGGAAGCAGACGAGUCUCUCCUAGUGCAGCGGGAAUGGUGGAGCCACAUGCAGAGACGAGUCCAAGUAAAACUACGUGGCGGGAGGGUUAUGGAGAUGGAGUAGAUGCUGGCAGAGCUGUCACUCUUCAACAAGGCUUCAGUCAAGGUUAUAAGGAAGGUGCAGACGUCAUUAUAAAUCAUGGACAACUCAGAGGAACAUUGAGUGCUUCGCUCUCCUGGUGUCAACUCAUGACAGUACCUCAGCUUCGAUCAGUGAAAUGAAUGAUCUUCUGGAUGCAGUCGGCCAAUGUGAAGAGUAUGUGCUCAAACAUCUGAAUCGAUCACUUCAGAACCCCAUGUUGUAGAUUUAUUGGACUCUGUUCAGGAUAUGAACCUAUGUCAUGCUGCAAACCUCAGCUGAGGGUCUCCCGUGUGUGACGUGGUGCCAGGUGCCAGGGUGCCGCUAUGAGCAGGCUGGCAGGGACGCUGCCCCUCUCCGCCCAUUUCCCCUGUCCUAGGUGAGGGCAGCGCCCCCUCCCCCUUCCUCAGGCCUGUGAUUUCAUGUCCUCCGCCACUUUCUCCCCCACUGCACCACGGUUUGUGUGCAUUUCCUGUGGCUGCUAUAGCAGUUGUGUCAAACUCAGUGGCUUAAAACAACACAAAUGUAUUUUCUUAAAA